CUGUGUUUGGGUCACUCUUACUUACCCGAGCCACUGAUGAGGACUAUUGUAGUACCCAUUGUUAAAAAUAAAACUGGGGACACAUCCGACAUGGGUAAUUACCGACCUAUCUCGCUUGCAACCACUGCAGCCAAGGUGUUUGAUAGUCUGCGGACGCCGGUGUACGCGUGUUUCCUCGACUUAUCGAAAGCUUUUGACCUGGUCUCAUACGACAUCCUGUGGGGCAAGUUGAGGGACGCGGGUGUGCCGGCGGAGUACACGGCUCUACUAAGAUACUGGUAUGCUAACCAGCGUAACCAGGUAAGGUGGGUUGGAGCUCUGUCGGAAGAAUACAGGCUGGAAUGCGGUGUAAGGCAGGGUGGCUUAAGCUCUCCACUCUUGUUCAACCUGUAUGUAAACCAACUGAUUGAACGACUUAGCAGCACACAUGUUGGCUGCCACAUCGAUGACAUAUGUGUCAACAACAUAAGCUAUGCUGACGACAUGGUGCUGCUCAGUCCUUCUAUAGCAGGUCUGAGGAAACUGCUUUUUAUCUGCGAGACAUAUGCGGAGGAGCAGGGCCUUAAAUACAACUCAAAAAAGAGUGAAAUAUUAGUAUUUAAGGCACCGAAACGGAAGCCACGACAUGUGCCACCCGUAUGUCUCGAUGGUUUACCUCUGAAAGUCGUACAGAAGUUCAAAUAUCUCGGUCAUAUUGUUACGAGCGACCUAGGAGAUGAUGAGGACAUUGAGCGAGAGCGCAGAGCGUUGUCGGUAAGGGGCAAUAUGCUUGCCCGCAGAUUCGCCCGGUGCACUGCAGACGUGAAAGUAACUUUAUUUAAAGCGUUCUGUCAGUCUUUCUAUACCGGUGGUCUGUGGGUGACUUAUACACGCCGGACCUACAGCGCCCUGCGUAUUCAAUAUAACAACGCUUUUAGAAUGCUGUUGAGGCUGCCGUGGCGCUGUAGUGCCUCUAAAAUGUUCGCAGACGCACACACUAAUGACUUUUUCGCCAUAAUGCGUAGAAAAGCAGCGUCUCUCCUGCAGCGCUUACGUACCAGCAACAACGGCAUCCUAAGGGUAAUUGCUGCCAGGCCCGACUGCCCCAUACUGCACCACUGUAUGACGGUAGCUAUUGGGCGAAAAAAAUAA
This is a messenger RNA of Parnassius mnemosyne (clouded apollo), 1131 nucleotides long. The record is from the annotation of a GenBank genome assembly. NCBI's taxonomy places the organism in Eukaryota, Metazoa, Arthropoda, Insecta, Lepidoptera, Papilionidae.